Molecule: messenger RNA, 1653 nt
Organism: Oldenlandia corymbosa var. corymbosa
Lineage: Eukaryota; Viridiplantae; Streptophyta; Magnoliopsida; Gentianales; Rubiaceae
Source: the annotation of a GenBank genome assembly
AUGGAAAACUUGAGAGCAUUGGUGAACAGAUUACAGAAGGCAUGCACCACAUUGGGCGAUCACGGCGAAAACUCGACUUUGCCUACCCUUUGGGACGCCUUGCCGUCCAUCGCCGUGGUCGGCGGCCAGAGUUCCGGCAAGUCUUCAGUACUUGAUAGCAUUGUCGGAAGGGAUUUCUUGCCUCGUGGAUCUGGCAUUGUAACCCGGCGACCACUUAUCUUGCAACUUAACCGCAUUGACCAAGGCAGAGAUUAUGCAGAAUUCGGACACCACGCCGGGCAGAAGUUCACCGAUUUUGUUGCUGUGAGAAGAGAGAUCUCCGAUACAACUGACCGGGAAACAGGCCGGAGCAAGAAGCUUAUAUCCAGUGUUCCGAUCUAUCUCAGCAUUUACUCUCCCAAACUGGUGAACUUGACACUGACUGAUCUUCCAGGGCUUACUAAAGUAGCUGUUGAGGGUCAGCCCGAGAGCAUUGUUCAGGACAUUGAGAAUAUUGUCCGGUCGUUUAUUGAGAAGCCGAAUUGUAUUAUUCUGGCAAUAUCUCCGGCCAACCAGGAUCUCGCUACAUCAGAUGCAAUCAGGAUGUCUCGUGAAGUGGAUCCAAGAGGGGAGAGAACGAUUGGCGUGCUUACGAAAAUCGAUCUCAUGGAUAAGGGAACCGAUGCUAUUGAUAUCCUGGAGGGAAGAUCUUACAAGCUACAGUUUCCCUGGAUUGGCGUGGUGAAUCGUUCACAAGCUGAUAUUAACACAAGUGUUGAUAUGAUUGCUGCUAGGCUUAGGGAGCAGGAGUAUUUCGCAAAUUCUCCUCUCGAAACACCUGGAGGGCGUCAUCAAAUCCCGGAUUCCUGGAAUUCAAUCGCUGAACAUCUCGAUGGAGUUCGGCCUGGUAGCGAAAAGGUGUCCAAUGUUUUCGACAACCUGCUUCCGGCUGCAUUGGAAAAGCUGAGAUUCGAGAAGCAACUCUCAAUGGACAAUGUAAGGAAGAUUAUUACUGAAGCUGAUGGAUAUCAGCCUCAUCUUCUAGCACCCGAAAAAUGGUACCCUCGUCUUAUUGAAUCGAGUUUGGCUACAAUCAAAGGUCCAGCUGAGGCUGCUGUUGAAGCAGUGCAUCGUAUACUAAAGGAUCUGGUUCACAAGGCAAUCAGCGAGACUGAAGAAUUGAAACAGUAUCCAUCACUCAGGAAUAAGUUUUCCCUCGCGGCCGUGGAAUCGCUGGAGCAAAUGAGGGAUGAGAACAAGAAAACAACUUUGCGACUGGUGGAUAUGGAAUGCGGUUACCUUAAUGUGGAUUUCUUCCGGAAACUCCCGCAGGAUAUCGGGAAGGGCGGAAAUCCGACACAAUCCAUUUUUGACAGGUACAAGGAUUCGUACCUGCAACAAGUAGCGUCAAAUGUCUUGUCAUAUGUCAACAUGGUGUGCGCAACUUUGAGGAAUUCCAUCCCGAAAUCCAUUGCUCACAGUCAAGUUUGCGCCGCGAAACGCAGUUUGCUCGAUCAUUUCUUUGUUGAGUUGGGGAGAAAGGAGGGUAAACAGCUGGAUACUUUGCUAGAUGAGGAUCCGGAUUUAAUUCAGCGACGAAUCUCCCUCGCAAAGAGAUUAGAGUUGUACAACGCUGCUCAGGCAGAGAUUGAUACAGUCGCCUGGUCGAAAUAG